This is a messenger RNA of Naumovozyma dairenensis CBS 421, 1389 nucleotides long. RefSeq names its product Atg23p (gene ATG23). The transcript has a single exon. The record is from RefSeq and is a predicted model, not a curated record. Bases 1 to 1389 code for a protein of 462 amino acids. NCBI's taxonomy places the organism in Eukaryota, Fungi, Ascomycota, Saccharomycetes, Saccharomycetales, Saccharomycetaceae.
AUGCAAUUGGAUGAACUAUUAAAACAGCAGGAGGAGAUAAGUAAUCUAUUAGAUACAUUGAUUCUUGUACAUAAGAAUGCUCUCAUAGAUGAUACCAAAUCUUCUAUCUCAAUAACUAACUUACGAAAAGAUAUAGCAAUAUGUUUUAAUGAUAUUUACAAAUUGAAUGAUAUGUUGAUAUCAUUCGAUGGUGAAAGUAAAGAGACAAUCUCAUUCCUAACUAGUAAUAAAGAUAAAUUCAUCAAAUUAAUAAAUCAGGAAACUGAAUUGUUAGAAGAACAAAAACACUGGUCAGAAAAUAUGGAUAAAAUUAUAGGAUUAUCUUCGUCACAGGAAAAACCAUCAUCCCAUGAUGCUGAGGUGUAUAUAGAUGAAUUGACAAGAAUCUCGAUUACAUCAAGUUAUAGAUCAAUAUUGAAUCAAUAUAUUGAAUUGGUUGGUAUUACAAAUACAUCGUUAGCAUCCGAGCAAAACGAAGUUUCUUCUUCUUCUUCAAGCGUUCCCUUAUCUAGAGAUGAUCUGUUUAAAUCUAUGGAAUUAUUACAGGCAACAAAGGAAACAAAUUUGAAAGAAAUUAAACAACUUGAAUCGUUAUUAAAAAACUUCAGAAAAGAUCAGACACUCAUCGAAAAUGAACUGAAAAGACAACGUGCCAAGAUUCAAAAUGAAAAGUUAAGAAUCCAAUUGGAAUUAAAUAAAUUAAACACAAGGAAAAGUAAAUUAAUAUCCAGCUGUGGGUAUAAUGAUAAAGGUAGUCAUCAACACCAAUCCGAUACUCUUACCCACAAAUUAUUGAAUUUCUCCUUGGAAAACAGAGAUCACGUUACAUUAGAAGAAGAUCGUAUCAAAAUCAAAGAAACAAAUAGUCGUUUUUUGCAAUUUAUAGAUGUGAAAAUAGAAUCUCUACGAGAUCAAUUAGCCCAUAGAAAGGAUAAUAGCUCAACUUUGUUGAACCAAAAAAAUAUAUGGUACGAUUGUAUUGAUAUCUUAUCUGAUUUAGAAAAUUCUUUAGUAGAAAUAAUAAAUACUAACCCAAUGAAUAAAAUCAGUUCACGGAAGAUGGUAGAAGAGAUCAAUACAACGAUAGAAUACCUUAGUGCCGUUUUAAAGUCACUUCCCUCAAAUGAGAAUGACAAAUUGAAAACUUUAUUAGAAAAUGAGCGCAGUGUUUUGCAAAAAGCAUAUGAUGAACUUUAUAAACCUUCAAGAGAGUUGUUAUCCCAAGAUCAUCUUCCAUCAUUAAUGGAAAAUUCCCAUUCAGAUGAAGAACAGAAAAAUAUCAGCCCCAUAACAACCCCUCCAUUCGUCGUAGCCAGUAAAUCACCACCAAAAAUAGGCACUUUCAAGCAAGACGUCCAAACUGUCUCACAACCAACGAAGGAGGACUAA